Molecule: messenger RNA, 4922 nt
Organism: Galleria mellonella (greater wax moth)
Lineage: Eukaryota; Metazoa; Arthropoda; Insecta; Lepidoptera; Pyralidae
Gene: Hrd3
Product: protein sel-1 homolog 1
Exons: 13
Coding region: 276-2696 (806 amino acids)
Biological process (GO): ERAD pathway
Cellular component (GO): endoplasmic reticulum membrane
Molecular function (GO): protein binding
Source: RefSeq, a predicted model, not a curated record
AUCUACUAUUUAUCUGCCUAUAUAGAUACUUCCAAAGAUUAUCUUCUAAACUAUCAAAAUAAUCCAAACUCAAAUUCAAAUAUUUAGGAAACGCGUCCCACAACCCGAAGGAAAACUAAAGCAAUUUAUAAAAGUGAAGUAGUAAAUACACCCGUUAAUUUAUUAGUGGUAGAAUAAUAUAUAUUAUACUAUAUACCGGUUCGAUCCUCAUAAGUGUCAUUUAGGGACACGUAAUCUUUAACUUAUUUUAUUGUUAUUGUUGUUAUUUCGUAAAAAUGGGACGGAAAGAAUUGUGUAUUUUGUGGAUGUGUGUCUGUCUCGUGGCCUGUGAGCUGCUGGGACCUGAAUCUCGUAAAGAAAGUGAAAAAUCGGAAGACGAAGAUGACAUUGUCGAAUCCCUGGAUACGAAUGCUCAGGGGGACUCUGAUUACAUGAAACAGCUCACGGAAGCGGUGAAUAAAGAGAUUCUCACACUCCAGGAAUAUGCGGAAGCCUUCAAGAAAACCAAGAUAGAGCCAAAGGAUGAAGAUAAUAAUAAAGCAGAUAGCCAAUUAGAACAAAUGGAGUAUACAUUGAAGCUGCUGAAGAAGAGUCUUCUCAGACACACAGAGCCUACUUGGAUACACGAUCCUAAAGAUGGAGAUUCCACAGCCAGUGAACUAGAGAAGUUGGGAGAGCAUCCCCAAGAUAUUCUGAAUACUUUACCACCGUUACCUGAAGAAGAAGAGGUAGAAUUGACACCUGAAUUAAAAGAAGCAAAAGAACUAUAUGAUGCAGCCACUGCAAAACUCCGGCGACGAUCCCCAGAUAUACGAUCAGCUAUUAUGCAGGUGAAACAAUCGGCCGACCGGGGUUAUAUCCCGGCUAAGAUCAAAUUGGCCUGGUCGCAUGUGUUCGGAGAGGGUGUAGAUAUGGACAUAGAGGCUGCUAAAGCAAUAUUCGAAGAGUUGGCUGAACAGGGAAAUGGAGAGGCUCAUGCGGGUAUGGGCUUUUUAUAUGCAACUGGGACAGGGGUCCCAGUGUCUCAAGCUAAGGCGCUUGUACACUACACUUUAGGGGCACUGGGUGACAGUGAUUUCGCGCAGAUGGCGCUAGCGUAUCGUCACUGGUCCGGUGUCACUGUACCCAGCUCCUGCCCUAAAGCCAUGGACCUGUACAUGAAAGUAGCUGCUAAAGUAGCCAGCCAGGUGUCGGCAAGCGGCGGUCCAGGCGUGCAGCGCGCGCGACUUUUGGACGAGGAGGCGGCCGGUGGCGCGCUCGACACCGACCUCAUCGAGUACUACCAGCUGCUGGCCGAGAAGGGCGACGUGCAGGCGCAGGUGGGAUUAGGCCAGCUGCACUUCCAGGGCGGGCGCGGCGUCACCCUGGACAUGAACAAAGCGCUCCACUACUUCCAACAGGCCGCCAAGACUGGGAACGCGGUCGCCAACGCCUUCUUGGGAAAGAUCUAUCUAGAAGGUGGCGACGGUAUCAAACCGGACAACGAGACCGCACUGCGUUACUUCAAAAAGGCGGCCGAACUGAACAAUCCUGUGGGGCAGAGCGGACUGGGCAUUAUGUAUUUACAGGGACGUGGAGUACCGAAAGAUACGACCUCGGCAUUCAAGUACUUCACGAUGGCAGCCAACCAGGGCUGGGUGGAGGGACAGCUGCAUUUGGGUUUUAUGUACUUUGGAGGGGUGGGCGUGCGGCGUGACUUCAAGCAGGCCAACAAGUACUUCUCGCUGGCGUCGCAGUCCGGCCACGUGCUGGCGCUGUACCACCUCGCGCACAUGCACGCGCAGGGGCUCGGCGUGCUGCGCUCCUGCACCACCGCCGUCGAGCUAUUCAAGAAUGUCUGCGAGCGGGGACCGUGGAGUUCACGACUGAUGCUCGCUCAUGCGGCGUGGAGGGCUCGUUCGACUUCCUCCUCCCUCCUCCAGUACCUCGCCCUUGCUGAACGCGGGCUAGAGGUAGCACAGUCCAAUGCUGCCUUCAUCUUGGACGAAGGAGUAGUAGGACCUUACCCACCUGAGCAGCGAUACCCUCGGGCGCUGCAGCUGUGGUCACGUGCGGCGUCUCAGGGUUGCGCAGCCGCCAGAGUGAAGUUGGGAGACUACCACUAUUACGGGCUGGGAACCCAUCAGGAUCUGGACGCAGCAGCCCAUCAUUACAGGAUAGCAUCAGAACAACUGCACAAUGCGCAGGCGACAUUCAACCUGGGCUACAUGCACGAGCGCGGGCUGGGGCUGGCGCGUGACGUGCACCUCGCCAAGCGCUGCUACGACCUGGCCGCCGACACGGCGCCCGAGGCACGCCUGCCCGCCGCGCUCGCGCUCGCCCGCCUCAACGCGCUCGUCGCGCUCGACCAGCUCUACGAGGUGAGUGUGCCGCCGCGUGCCGCGUGCCGCGUGCCGCGUGCUGCGUGCUACGUGUGCUGCUACAUGCUACGACCUGGCCGCCGACACGGCGCCCGAGGCACGCCUGCCCGCCGCGCUCGCGCUCGCCCGCCUCAACGCGCUCGUCGCGCUCGACCAGCUCUACGAGGUGAGUGUGCCGCCGCGUGCCGCGUGCCGCGUGCCGCGUGCUGCGUGCUACGUGUGCUGCUACAUGCUACGACCUGGCCGCCGACACGGCGCCCGAGGCACGCCUGCCCGCCGCGCUCGCGCUCGCCCGCCUCAACGCGCUCGUCGCGCUCGACCAGCUCUACGAGGUGAGUGUGCCGCCGCGUGCCGCGUGCCGCGUGCCGCGUGCUGCGUGCUACGUGUGCUGCUACAUGCUACGACCUGGCCGCCGACACGGCGCCCGAGGCACGCCUGCCCGCCGCGCUCGCGCUCGCCCGCCUCAACGCGCUCGUCGCGCUCGACCAGCUCUACGAGUCGUUGUUCGAGAGUCCUUUGGGCCUGAUCUUCCUGUCAGGCGACUCAAUGUUCCUGUCCAACUGGGACCUUUACCUCAUCACGGCGCUGCUCGGGGCGCUCGGAGUCGUACUUUACCUGCGUCGACCGCGCCCGCAGCCGCAGCCGCAACCACAACCGCAACCGCAACCGCAGCCGCAACCAGCGAAUUGAACUAUAAAAAUGUGAUAUAUGUGUUACAAGUGACAUGAAAACGUGAGGACUUGACAAAAUAGGAGAUACUGAGAGUUUCAUUGAUUGAGUAUUCAGUACUCAUAACUAGAAACAUGAUAGGAGUCUUACGAUGCCGUUAUCGAAAAGGCCUAUCGUAUGCGUCUCACGUGAGUUUAAUGUUUUGUACAGAGAACUUAUUAAUUUUAAUAGGAUUUGUGUAUAUUAUUAGGGUUUAUAGACGAUACAGCUCACUUUUAAGCUCAUAUUGUAAAUAGAUUUUAAUCAUCAGGGCUGGAUUAAAAUUUGGACGAUUUUUAACCAAUCUAUGCUUUAGAGGCCUUAGUAAGGUAAUUAAAUGUUUCUUCAAAUGUAAAAAAGUGUCGAAUUUAAUUUACCUUUUUUUUUGCGGACUCAAGGAAUAUUAGGCUGCGCAUGGAUUCAUAUAUAAGGCUUUUGCCUUAUAUAUGAAUCCAAUAUUUAAUCCAGGACUUAUAAUCAUACCACUCUGUUCUUAAAUAAUUUAUUUUGCACAUAAUUAAAAUUUUUUUUUACAUAUUUAAUUGUUGUUGAAUAAUAAAUUAUACAAAAUGUAAAAGAAUGAAGCUUUAUUUUUUAUACAACAAAUGUGGCAAUCGAGCUUGUUUCGCCCGAUGGCGAUGGACUACUGCACUCCACGAAUGCUGGCAACACCGGAGAAAUCCCUCGGCACUCUGACGUUGAAGUCUCAGUAGCCAGUUGACUGUUAUACCGCUUUUAAAUUUUAGAAUUGCGACUACUUUUUUAAAUUUAGAACCAUUCAUGCUUGUAUAGAAGUAGGUAAUAAGUAAUUGUACAGGUCGAUAUUGUUUUUUUUUUUUUUUUUUUUUAUUAAGCUCACGGUUUAGAAACUAUGUCGAAAUGAAGAGGCUUUUGAUUUUCCUUUAACCUUAAUCUUCUUAUCAAUAAAAGCUAAACAAAUCUAUUUUUAACUAUUAUACUGUUUUGUCACUUUUAUUUAAAUUGGGAAUUUAGCGUAACAGACAAUAUCUAAAAGUUUUCUUAGAGGCCCAAUUCAUGGAUUUGCUAGCGAUAACGACGAAUUGAUUAACCCUUUUUUGCAUGUUUUUUUAUUGGUGAAAUAAAUCAAGGUGAUAUAAUUCAUGUUAAAAGGGGAAUUGUAAAAAAAGAAAUUAGACAGCUAUAUAUUUUUUUCUGCAAUGGACAUUAAAAAGGUAUCCAGACACGAUCAACUUAAAGUGAACUUGUUCUUUUAUAUAAUUUUUCGGCAUUUAAUGUUAUGAUGGAAAUUUCCACCAUUAUGCAAAGAAAGGUUAAUUGAUUAAUACGCAUAAAAUGUAGUUUGACGUAUUAUUUAAUAAAUAAAAUGAGUCAUUAAAAAGAUGCAGAAAUUAUAAGAUAAAUAUAGAAGUUAUAAAGGAAUUAAUUACUCAUAGCUAUUUGCCACGCAAAAUUGUAUGAAAAAGUUGAGCCGUUUUUCUCGAAGCAUUUCUAUGGAGACACUCUAUCUAUAUAAUCUAAGAUAUCUAAAAACUUCGCUAGCAAACCAAAUAAUUUUUUAUCACUACUAACAUACAUACAUAUCCUUCACGCCUAAUCUAAGGUCUUCUGUUUAUUAGUAUACAUUCUGUUUAAACAGAGAAAAAUGGUGAGAAUAAAAAAACUACUAAAGUUUUAUAGAUACGCCGUAUCAAUUGUUUAGUUUACAUUAUCAUCAAGGCAUACUUUCAUGACAUAAAUUCGUUACCAACUAAAAAGGGUCGUGUUAAUAUAUUUUUUAUUUAAAAAAUGUUACCUAUUUUCUGUAAAUAUUCCAUAAUUUUUAUAUCAUAAUUGAAUGUGUGAUUUUGUAAAUAAAUAGCAAUUUUCUAUUUA